AUGCCUGAGGAGAAGCAAAAGGUCAUCAAAUCUCUCCCUGAGAGCCGUGUCAGCAAGACAAGUGGAGCGGGCUUUGAUGAUGUUAUUGCAGGAAAGGGCCAGGGUGUCAUCGUCCUACUUCACGGUCCACCAGGCGUGGCGAAAAUCUUGACAGCGGAAGCCAUUGCUGAACACCUUAAACAGCUGCAUCAGAAGCAGCUGAAACUCAUUAUAUCAAGUCAUGAUGGAUUGGUGAAUGAGCAGCGGUUAGUAGAGUGA
This is a messenger RNA of Paracoccidioides lutzii Pb01, 258 nucleotides long. RefSeq lists its product as hypothetical. The transcript is spliced from 2 exons. The record is from RefSeq and is a predicted model, not a curated record. Bases 1 to 258 code for a protein of 85 amino acids.